Osmia lignaria (orchard mason bee) is the source of this 6140-nucleotide messenger RNA. RefSeq lists its product as uncharacterized. The record is from RefSeq and is a predicted model, not a curated record. Lineage: Eukaryota; Metazoa; Arthropoda; Insecta; Hymenoptera; Megachilidae.
AGCGUCAGUAGAGAUGCGUCCGCGGUUACGGUGUAUCGAGGCUGUCAGUUAGCCGGUGGGUUAGCUACGGGGUGGAUCCAGCCGAAAGUACGGCCGAGAGGGGUGCUUCAGGACGCGUGGGGAGGACGCUUUCGCGACGGUGUGCAUCGUUCGCUUCCCUUUCGCUCUAUCCUCUUUUCCAUGUGACCGGCGGAUACAUUGGUAUAAGAGUCGGAAAGAUUUUCUAUCGAACAGGAUUAAAAGGAAGAUCGAAGAGGAACGUUGCGAGUGCGAUGAGAAGGAAAAGUGCUCUACCAAACGUUCAGGACACGUUCCGAAGCGAAAGGACGACAAAAACAAAGGAUAAUAACGAGGAACCAAAGGAUAGCCUGGAGUAUUCGUGAAAUGGAGAAGCUCUGACCUAAGAGAAACGGAAGUAGUUCAAUUUUCUUCAACGAUGAAUCGAGAAAACGAGGAACAGCGACCAGUAUCCCAAACGCUUUGCGGGGCUUUGCAAAAAGAACCGAAUUGCAAAUGUUUGGUAUUAUCGGUGUUAAUAUACGGAUGCCUUGCCGCAGUGACGUGGUGUAGAUGCGCGAAUGUCACCAAGGUGGUGAUCAAUUAUUCGAGAUAUCCGAUUAAAAGUACCAGACACGUGUCUCCUUGCGACGAUGGUUACAUUUAUAUUCCCGUGGCAUUUAUGGGAAUGUUAUAUCUGGUUUACCUCGUGGAAUGUUAUCAUUCGCCGAUCAGAAUCGAUUUAUUGCACGCGGAGAGCCAGGACAGCGUUUUGUCGAAGCUGUCGCAAUUAAAGUCAGCUCAGCCGACGAUCUGGUGGAAGGCUGUCUCUUACCAUUACGUACGCCGGAAACGACAAAUUACCCGGUACAGAAACGGAGACAAUUACACUACGACGCAGGUGUACUAUGAAAGAAUAAACACUCACGCAGCAACGUCCUUUUAUUACUACGAUUACUGCGGCGUGAAGGAUAUCAGCAAAGAGUUGAUUCUAGAUCCAAAAGUGCCAAUCACGAAGAUCAAUCUCAGCAAAGGAUUCGCCUUUUCGAACAUGAGAUCGGCGACCGAGUUUGAAGAAGCAAGAUCGAGAUUCUUUGCCGAACAAGAGUUGAGAGACGAUUACAUGGAAAUGAGAGAGGGUUUGGAUCUCGGAUACAACCUGAACCCUACGACCUUGGUAGCUGUUCUUGGUAAUCCAUGGUUCACCAAUCGCUACGUGUACUGGUGUCUGAGCGCACUGUUGCUUAGCUGGCCUCUUAGAGUGAUCAUAGAGUAUAAAACCCAGUACGCGGACUAUCAGAUCACGAAACUGUUCGGGAUUAACUACGACACACCUAGCGGAAGCGAGCCGAUACACGCGUCCAUGAGCCAGCAGACCAUUAACCAGCCCGGCUCUUACAUGUUGGCCCCAAGUUACAGCGAGGCCCUUCUCAUGGAUCCAGCGCCCGAUCAAAGACCCCAGGACCCGAGCAUUACGGAAAUGGUACCCAGUUACUCCGAGGCGUUGCUCUACCAACGGGCAGAGCAAGGCUGCACUAUGAACGAUGAAACGAACAACGAGAACCCGAAUCAUCCCCAGGAACAGCCUCGCGAAUGUUCCUGUCCUUGCCAUUCUGAAACCAGCACCACCGAAGGUACAAGACCGGAAGAAGACGUUGGGCAAUCGAGCAGUGCCAGAGAACCAUUGAUACAGACAACCAUCGAUGUGUAUCCUCCAGUCUGCACCUACGUCAGCCAAACAGAGACUGGAAGAUGUGGAAGCUGUGGGAAACUCUUAGUGGAAGCGCAAUUGGAGAAUCCAGAAGUCUCCAGAAAUGAACAUACCCCUGGAAGCAGCUCUUCAGGGAUUCACAAUCCCAGGAGAGAGUUGAUGAGCAGCGUUAUGCCUCGAGACAUGUCCGAACCGAACCUCAGGUUCCGAUCAGAGCUGAUGGAAACUGAUACCAAGUUUCUUCGAAUAAAUGGGCAAAGUUUGAGGAAUAUCUUGGAGAGUGAACAAGAGGAAGAGUUUAACGAAGAGAGGGUACGAGGUAGCGAACAAAAAAGAGGAGAGAGAUUGAGAUUCUCUCUUUGCUCGUUGGAUGAAGCAAGUUCUCAAUCGAGAACAGUGGACGCGAGUAGAGGAGCGAUACCGAAGAGGACAGCAGCUCGAAGCAGGGUCAUAGCGAACCCUAUGUCGAACGAGACGUGUCCUCUGCCCGAUUCCAAGACUUAUUUCUGUCUAAAGUCCAUUCUAAAACAAAAUAACAGACGCUAUACACUGAUAACCGCCAGAGAGCUUCAGAAUCUGUCCGAUCAAGAGGAGGAAGAAGUAGAUAGACGUCGUCGGGUACGAUCAUCCUAUCACGAGGGUUGCAUCCCUGUAUGCGCGUCCGACAUAGAGGGAAGAUUCAAUCUAUUUUCAAGAUCGAGGGAAAGUUUGGACGCGGUGCUUGGAAAGAAAAGGAAGCAACCGGGAAACGUGUCGAAUGAUAAAACCGAGGAUAUCUCCAUGUGCAAACGCGAUAACAAUAGAACUCUGAUUUUCGCGAGUCCGAUACAAGAAGUCUGUCCGGGUGACCCGUUCGGCGGAAAGGAUGUUGUUCGAACCCGACAGGAAGUCGAUUGCACCCCUACGGAAGAGACGCCGAGUCACACCGUCCUCGGCCAACUAGGACGGUCGCUGACUUGCGACCGGAAGUCAUCUAGGCGUCGGUUCCAAGACGCUCGCAGACAACGCUACUCGGACUCAUCUCAACCUUCCGCUUUCUCUUGUCCCCCCGAUCGUCAACACCCUUAUCCGUACGCUUUCUCGGCGUCGACGAAUGCCAUGGACGCGAUAGAUUUUGGCAAGAACGAGUCGCAGGUUCGAAUUUCGCAACACGCCACGUCCUUCCCUCCGUACGAAGGAUCGACGCGUAACGAGAAGACGACCAACGAUGAUACCGACAGAGUAUCCUCCGAAGACACAUUCAAAGGGGAAUUAACUCGCUCGUUGACCGAGAGACGUGCUAAGCCUGCGCGACACGAUGUUAGUAUACGCAGAAGCUUCACGGGCAGGGUCGAGGAUUACAGAACGGAUAAUAACAAAUGGACGAACUUGAACAUGGAGACGUCGUUAUAACGAAGGAACAUAUAAGCCAAUAGAAUGUAAAUGUAAAUAUCCGUCCUAAUUUUCACGGUUCAAGAUCCUGCAAAUACGAGUUCGAAGGCUCGAGAUGGAAUGCGACCAGUGAGAAAAGCUGAUUCGGAGGAUUUAGAAUUUGAAAAAAGAAAAAGCCGAAGCGUGAAACGCUGUCGAUGUUGCCAAUUGGAAUUACUAUCGUGAUUACAGCGUUUAAUAAAUUCGCUGUCCACGUUUUAUUAGACCAAAUCAUUCAAUGACUAUGCAUGGACAUGAAUCCAAUGCAACCACCUUGCAGAAAACGCAAAGCAUCGAAUGUAUCGCGAUGUCAAUUCGUAGUGAACGUGAAAUUUGUAAAACAAAAUCGUCCGCUCAAUUGCAAGCAAGAAAAAAACCGUAGUUUUUAAAUGGUUCAAUCGAAUGGAAAUCCGUGCCGAAAAAAAUACGACCGAAAGUCUCUGCUUUCCCGUGCAUAGAUACGAAAGUAUACAUAUAUUAUAUAUUUUUGUCUACACGUUUGCUCGCGCAAAGCUAAGAAAAGAAACAAGUCGUCGUAUAUUAUACGAUCGUUGUUUUUACCGAUCUCUCGAUGUUUCCAUUGAGAUGUUUGUAUUACUAGACGGUACAUUACCUACAUUAUACUAUUAUUAUACAUAAUUGUCGCGAAAGAACAAACGCACCGUUAUAUGCUUUUAGGAAAAUAUUUUUCAUAUACUCGGAUAAUGUGUAUCGAUGCCAAUUGCUGAUCGUGAUAAUCAUUGAUAAAAAUUAUUACUAAUAAUAAUGAUCGUGGUAUAAUUAAGUUGAACGAAAAUAAAAUCCAACGCAAAACUAAUUGACAUACAAAUAAUAUAGUAAAGCGUUAAAAUUUUCGCACAAACAUUUAUAACUUAUACGCGAAUACUGUUUCAGAACCAUCUGUCUUUGUAUACCCACGAGUAGGCAUUUAAUUUUUUCAAAUGGACGCCGUUCGGAACGACAUCUAUCGAGAGAUUACAGUACGCUUGCUCCGUAGAAAUACGCGCAGAAAAAGUUAUUUGAUAUUAAUCAUUGCAAAUUGGUAAUAAAAAUUCAUGUCUUACAGGAAAGGGGUUAAAGACCUUAAUUAUACCACGAUAGUACAUGUCUAUAGUAAGUUAAUCUGGAUUUCGAAGUCCAUAAUACAUAUGUGCAUAUGUGUGUACGUGUAAUUUAAUACAAUUAAUGUCGACAAAAUGUAACGUUAAUUCACGUUACGGUUUAUCACGUGUCAACCCAUUCGAUAUUGGUGUUUUAAUCAACGAAGAAAAGAAAAAUGUUACCCUUGUCAAGGGCAAGGUACAAGAGUACAUAUAUUGAGUACGAAACAAGAGUACGUGUAUUAAGAGUACGAACAUUUAUAAUAAGAAUUCUUUCUUUACUGUUGAAAUACAUAAAAGUUCAUUCGAAUGGGUUGAAAUUUAUUACAUGCAUCGUAAAUCUGUCUAUGAAGAAUGGCUAGCUAUUGAAAUCGUAUUCACUCACCACACUUGAUGCGAUGAAACGGAUGAAAAGCGAUGAAAUUUCCCCCGGAAAUUGUUCCAGUCAGUAGAUAUCCGCUCUGAUGAUAGAAAUUGUCCAGAAAAUUGCAGAAUUGUCCAUAAAUAUCACCACAUUUCUUCAAUUUCCCACGCUCGCACACCACUCGCGUCCGCGCACCGUGAAUUCGAACCGCGUAUUGAAACUAAAAUGGCGUCGGAGGAGACGCCAGCGCAGUUCAGUUAUACGCUUCCCGCCAAAUUCGAACGCUACAAACGUAGCACACAAGCGACUUUGCCGUGCGGUACCACUGCGAUUAGUAAACCUUCUUUCUUUGUUCUUUGCAAAAAACGAAGACAGACAUGUGAUCGCAUGAUAAAAAGUCGCUCGUCUGCAUUGGAUUUAAACUACCUUGUAGCCAUGUGUAGCGUCCCUACUUGUUAAAUGACAAACGACGAAGCAUGUGAUAAGAAAAUUUCGAUACUCACGUUAAUUAUACAGUUGUUAAGGCAUCUCAGGAUAACGCGCGUGAUUAUUGUUUAAGUUUUACAUCUACGAUAAUGUAUGGCAAUUUUUUAUUCCGCGUACAAUAGAAUUUUUUGAUAGACACGUUUAACGAACACCGGAUUGUAAAGAGGCACUUUCCCGAAAUGGCGGAUGUACUGUGGUUAAUAAUGCAACAACUAUAUUCGAAUCUUUUUAAAAAUUAAUCGCACUCUAUUAAAAUUUGAUACUUAAAAAUUGAUUUAUUAAUUAAUCUGACGUGAAAUCAUAUUGCAAUGAUUAUAAAUAUGUAUGAAUUUAUUAAACAGGAUGUGCAUUGAUUAACUUCGAUUUCCGUGGCAAAUUUGAAAGUGUCUCACCCAACGAACCAUUCGCGCCUUUAACAUUUAACAAAUCAUCGAUUCAUAAUUUCAUAGAGACAAAUUUAGGCUUUAAGAAUUAAUCGACGAUUUCAAUGCCAAAUGUGUGAAUUAAAUUUAAACAAUCGAACGGUAUUUAAUGAUAUACAUAAUAUUAAUAUGGAUUCAAAAUUCAUUUUAUUACGAAUUUUUAAUCGAGCAAUUUAUUUUAAUUCAAAAAAGGAAACAAAAUAACAUGAAUAUUUGGCUAUUGCAGAAAAAUUGCACGCCAAGGGGAAUUGUAGCUGGUUAUUGCUUUAGUGUUCAUGCAAAAUUUUAAAUAAAUUAAAUAUCUGUUGUAUAUAAAGCCUCGACGUUUAACCAGAGUCCUCAUUGCCGUGCAAUGUUAAGAACAAAGAAAAUCCAUGCCGUCUCAGAAAAGUGCUCUUCUAAUUAAAAUUGUUAUUAUAGGACGAAUUGUCUAUUAUUAUGCGAUAAUUGGAAACGCGUUUAUAUGCGGUACGUACACGCAUAUUAGCGUAAAAAAGCCUGUAACUAUAUACUGCUAUGCAUAUAACUAUUAUUAUUAUUCUUAUUAAUGACGAUAUACAAAUCAUUCCUGUAAAAACAAAGAAACAAACGAACAAUGUGGUUAUAGUACAAUAAACGUUGACACGAAAAAAGGAACAUAUUUCCUUAAA